Messenger RNA from Marchantia polymorpha subsp. ruderalis, 2117 nucleotides. The record is from the annotation of a GenBank genome assembly. Lineage: Eukaryota; Viridiplantae; Streptophyta; Marchantiopsida; Marchantiales; Marchantiaceae.
GGCGGUAGUAGUGCUGUACGUAGUACCGCGGAAGCGAGCGAGCGUCUCGAGGAAAGGCGGAUCAAGAAAGAAGCGAUAGGCGAGGAGCGGUACAAGGCUGCCCCGAACAGGAAGCCCACGAGCGGAAGAUGAUUUGGCCGAGGGAUAAUUAGUUGUCUCAGUUGGGGCGACAUUUUGAAGCAGGCGAAGAAAAAGCACGUGAGAAAGAGAGAUGGAGAGCAGAGAUUGGUGAAGGAGGACAGAGAAACAAAACCAUUGUGCGAGAAGGGAGGUUCGUCCUUCUUUCUGCCUGUCGUACUGAUUCCCUCUUCGGGAAGGGAGGAGGUCGUUGCACGGCUGGCUUGCUGCCCUCCCUUCAUGUUCGGUUGUGUCCUGUCAUCGCGAAGAGAAAUUUGAUCUUCAGAGUUGAACUUCUUUCUGAUUGGAGUCGGCAAAGGGAACUCGAGCCUGCUCUAUGUGAGAAGGUAAUAUGAAGAUUAGAAGCCUCAAGAAUUUGGCCAAUGCGCAUCACGAUUCAAUAUGGGCUGCCACAUGGGCACCGGCCACUGCAGACAGAGGGGCUCUGCUGAUUACCGGUUCCGUGGACGAGAGCGUGAAAAUCUGGAAGGGAGACGAGUUGGAGCUGGAACGCACCAACACAGGGCAUGCUCUGGGAGUUGUUUCGGUGGCCGCCCAUCCCUCGGGCUCUAUGGCGGCCUCGACAUCUUUAGACAGCUUCGUUCGAGUUUUUGAUGUUGACACGAAUGCCACCAUCACAACCCUGGAAACCUCGCCGUCGGAAGCCUGGCUUAUGCAGUUUGAUCCUAAGGGUGAUUUUCUAGCGGUAGCCGGUGGGGGCAGUGGGUCUGUGAAACUGUGGAAUACGAACAACUGGAGGAUAGAGACACCUCUCACAAUUCCGAAUGCAGAGGCCAAUGAUGUCAGGCCGACAGAAAGACAUAGUGGAUCAGGAAAGUUUGUAUUGGCAGUGGCAUGGAGUAAUGAUGGCAAGAGGCUGGCAUGCAGUACAAUGAAUGGAGUUGUUGCCAUUUUCGAUGCAGUGAGGGGUAAGUUUUUACAUACUUUGGAAGGGCACUCGAUGCCAGUCCGGUCCAUGGCCUUUUCUCCAAUAGAUACAAGGGUUUUGUUUACCGUGUCGGAUGACAAGCACAUCCAUAUGUAUGAUGUGGAGAGUAGAAGUUUAAUCAGUGCCUUUUCAGGGCAUGCCAGUUGGGUGCUGAGUGUAGAUGUGAGCCCUGAUGGCUCCUGUCUCGCCACUGGAUCCAGUGAUCGGACAGUUCGAUUGUGGGAUCUCAAUAUGAGAGCCGCUGUCCAAACCAUGAGUGACCAUAAUGACCAAGUGUGGUCGGUGGCAUUCCGCCCCCCUGGAGGUGAUGGUGUGCGUGUCGGUAGACUUGCAAGUGUGUCGGAUGAUCGAAGCGUUUCAUUAUAUGAAUACACCUAAGUUGGUAAGCGAUCUGCGUGCCCACUGUUCUCCUUGCUCUCUGUUUGGCAGACGAAGAGGGCGCUCCUCCUCUUCACCUGCAAGAGUUGAAAUCACAAAUGAAUGGGAUCUUCCUUCCUGUCUCCUCUACUGUCAGUUGUUUGUUGGAUCGGGGACGGUGUUGUGUUCCCAGGUGUAUCAUUGUCAGGUUUCUCCAAUGAAAGAUCUCGGAGUGAAGUGUUGUCGAAGUGGUAACAGCCAUGAUACCGUACGGACCAAUAGCUUUGUCAGUAACCAAAUUCUUGAGCACCGUUGUCUUCAUGGUCACCCCGACUAUUGUGGAGCUCUACCAGCUGCCUCAUUCAAUUUCACUCAUCUCUUUUUGCUUUGAUUCUAAAAUAGCUGCGAUCAUCGCGUUACAAACCCCCCAAGCAUCGCGGAGUAAGCGGCGGUAGCUCGCGCUCCCCACGGCCGUGGCUGUCGCCCCCACCACGGUCAUUAUGUUCUACAGGUUGAGACUUUAUGUAAUCAGCCACCGAUACCCGAGCCGUUCGGGCCACCCUUUCAUGCUACUACCAAAUGUAGUGCCCGGUGGGUAUAUAACCCUAGAAGGUUUAUUUCCGUGAGUAGUAUGGAAGUGGCGGCUGGUCUUAUAAAAAUUACCAUACAGCACAUAUGAUUUCCUGGGAUAAUG